Molecule: messenger RNA, 1149 nt
Organism: Ordospora pajunii
Lineage: Eukaryota; Fungi; Microsporidia; Ordosporidae
Product: putative serine/threonine-protein kinase RIO1
Exons: 1
Coding region: 1-1149 (382 amino acids)
Molecular function (GO): protein serine/threonine kinase activity; ATP binding
Source: RefSeq, a predicted model, not a curated record
AUGAAGAAUACCAAGCCGGAAAAGAGAAGGAAGGACAAGUCUGACAGAGCGACUGUGGACAAGGUACUUGAUAAAAGAACGAUGGGUAUUCUUGAGAAGCUGCAGGACAGAAGAAAGCUUGUGGAUCUAAGAGGAAGCUUGUGCACGGGAAAGGAAGCCAAUGUGUACUUGGCAAUGGCGAGCACGGAGCUUCAAAGUAAGUUUAUAAACAGCAGGUUUGCAGAAAGCAAAUGCCUGGAUGAAGAAGAGAGUGAUGAAAUGGUUGCGGUUGCAGUGAAAGUUUUCAAAACAUCGAUUAUGCCGUUCAAGGACAGAGAGAGGUACAUACGAAGUGAGAAGCGAUUCCAAAGGUUUUGCACAUCGAAUCCAAGGAAGCUGGUGAAGGUAUGGGCAGAGAAGGAGGCCAGGAACUUGAAGAGGCUGAAUGCAGCAGGGAUUCCAUCGCCUCGGCCGAUGUAUCUGCGAAGCAAUGUGCUUGUGAUGAGCCUGAUAGGAGAAUAUGAUUGUGUGGCGCCUAGGCUGCGAGAUGCAGAGAUUGGGGAUGCUGAGGAGUGUUACAUGCAGUGCAUAGGAAUGAUAAAGGAGAUGUAUUGUAAGGCAAGGCUUGUGCAUGCAGAUCUGUCGGAGUAUAAUCUUUUGUAUUACAAGGGUAUUGUGAGUGUGAUUGAUGUUGGGCAAAGCGUGGAGAUAGAUCAUGAGAAUGCACAGAGGUUUCUGAUAAUGGACAUAGGCAAUGUGAAUGUGUUUUUUGAGAAGAGGGGAGUGAGAGUGGCAAGUGUGAAUGAGGUGUUUGAGGAUGUGACAGGAAUGAAGAUUCCUGUGUGCAUGGAAGGGAUGCAGAUUGUGUCUGAUGUGUUUAUUCCAUCAAGGGUCUCUGAGGUACGAAACGAUGAGGACUUUGAGAUCUUUGGAAGAGAUAUGAACGGAGAUGCAAUGUCUAUUGAAGAAUCUGAGCAGUCCGAUGGAUAUGGCGGUGAAAUGGAGGAGAACAAGCAGGAAGAAGCAAUGGGCAAUGCUGGGGACGAGAAGAAGAAGAGGAAGUGUGCAGUUAAAGAGUUCAACAGGCUUAGGAGAGCAGCAAGGAUUAGCAACAAGGAGAAGAAGAAGAUAUUCAAGAAGUACAUAGGCAAGAAGCAUAGAAAGAGAUGA